This is a messenger RNA of Dictyostelium purpureum, 1410 nucleotides long. RefSeq lists its product as uncharacterized. The transcript has 3 exons. Gene Ontology annotation, biological process: dephosphorylation. Bases 16 to 1263 code for a protein of 415 amino acids. NCBI's taxonomy places the organism in Eukaryota, Evosea, Eumycetozoa, Dictyosteliales, Dictyosteliaceae. The record is from RefSeq and is a predicted model, not a curated record. Gene Ontology annotation, molecular function: phosphatase activity.
AUUAAAAAUGAACAUAUGGACCCAAAGUUUACCUAUUCAGCAUUAAGAUCAACAGAUGUACCAUACAAAGAAUAUGAAAGUGACAAGUACGAUUUAAAAUUUGUUCAAAUUAUUACAAGACAUGGUAGAAGAACACCAGAAUCCAAGAGAUAUCCAUUAACAAUGUGGAUUUGCAAUUCACUAGAUCAAUUAAUUACCAAUAAAGAUGAGGAAAGACCAGAAUGUAAUAUGGGUCAAUUAACAGUCUUGGGUAUUCAAGAUCAAAUCAACGUUGGUAAAGCAUAUAAAAAAUUAUUUAUUGAUCAUCUUCAUUUCUUAGAUAAAGAUUACAACUCCAAACAAAUUUUUAUUAGAUCAACAAAUAGAGAAAGAACUAUUUCAAGUGCUAGAUCAUUAAUGCAUGGACUUUAUGGUGGUUCAUUCUCUGAUAAUCAAGAAAAAUCACCACACCAUAGUUCAUUCUAUAUUAUGAAUGAAGCUGAUGAGAAUAUGUAUCCAAGAUCCUCACCAAGAUAUAAUUUCUUAAAAUCAUUAUUAAAAAAACAUAGAGAUGUAAUUGAAGAAAAUAAAAAAAGCAAAUUAGAGGACUUUACAAAAAAAAUUCAAAAGAUUUUUGAGGAUAGCAAAUUUGAUACAGCAUUUUAUGUACCAACUUGGAGAUCAUAUGCAGGUUUAGUAAAUUCAUUUGAUUGUUUCAGAAACAAUGGAUUACCAUUACCAAAAGGUUUCACACCAGAGAUUAUUGAAAGAAUGUAUGCUGAAAGUGCCAAAGAGUUCAAAUCAAUGAGAUUUUUCCCAGAGAUGUCCCAACUUGGUAUCGGUCGUUUCGUUAAUGACUUGAAUAAACAAAUGUAUCUUAAAGGUGUCAAUGACUCAUCUGUUAAAGAUUUAAAACUAGCCCUCUACUCUGGCCAUGAUACUACUUUAGCUGCCUUAUUAGUCGCCUACGAUAUGUAUGAAGAUAAUAGACACCCAGUAACAUCAUCCGCUUUAGAAUACCUUUUAUUCCAAGAUAAAAACUAUGAAGCACCAUCAAGAUUCGGCAGAUCCAACGAAAAGGAACUCAUCAAUCAUCAAUAUGUUAAAGUUAUUUAUAAUCAUAAACCAGUUCACAUUGGUGAAUGCAAAGAUAAAGAAGUUGAUGGCAUGUGUCCACUCUCUGAAUUUAUUAAAAUUUCCCAAUCUAUUAUUCCAAAGGACUAUGAGCAACAAUCAAAGAUCUCGGAUGAACAAAAGAAAAUGUAUGCAAAUUUAGUAAAAUAAAUCAAUGACAAUUUAAAAGGGUAUACAAAAGUUGUUUUUUUUUUUAAAAAUAUUUUUUAAAUAAAUAAUAUUAACUAUAUAUCAAUAUCUCAAUAAAAGUAUUUAUUGUAAUAUUAAAGAUAAUAAAAAAACCAAUUUAUUUAAUAC